AUGGUUCUCGAGCGUGUAAAGCAGCUGGCUCAGCAGGUAACGAAUACUGCUGGUCCCGCUCAUCCCUUGGAUCCUUUGACUCUCUCGGAAAUCGAAGCAACCGUCUCGAUCCUCCGAGCCGAAUAUGGCAAGCUGUACUACAAUGCCAUCACUCUCUUCGAACCUCCCAAGGCAGAGAUGGUGAAGUGGUUGGCUAGUCCAGACCACGCUCCUCGCCCACAGCGGAAGGCCGACAUCGUCGUCAUUGGCACUGAUGGCAAGGUGUACGAUGGCGUCGUCAACCUUGAAGCUGGCAAAGUUGAGAAGUGGGCACACACCCCCGGUGUACAGCCUCUCAUCACCAUGGAAGACCUCCAAGCCGUCGAACACGUCUGUCGCAAAGACCCGAAAGUUAUCGAGCAGUGUGGCAUUGUCGGCAUUCCGCCUGAGGAGAUGCACAAGGUCUACUGCGACCCCUGGACUAUCGGCUACGACGAGCGCUUCGGUACCAGCGUCCGUCUGCAGCAGGCCUUGAUGUAUUACCGACCUCAUGUCGACGACUCACAAUACUCCUUUCCCCUGGAUUUCUGUCCCAUCUAUGACGCCAACAAGGGCGAAAUCGUGCACAUUGACACCCCCAAAGUACGCCGACCUGUCUCACGUAAUCCACCUAACAAUUACAACGUCAAGGACAUUCAACAAUCCGGCGGCUAUCGCACAGAUCUCAAGCCUAUCAACAUCACCCAACCCGAAGGUGUAUCGUUCACCAUUCAGGGCCGCGUCAUCAAGUGGCAAAACUGGUCGGUCCACGUCGGCUUCAACUACCGUGAAGGCAUCGUACUCAACAACAUCAGCUAUUUCGACAAAGACGAGGGUGCAGUACGGCCAAUCUUCUACCGCUUGUCCCUCGCCGAGAUGGUGGUUCCGUAUGGCAAUCCUGAACAUCCCCAUCAGCGUAAGCAUGCUUUCGAUCUUGGUGAGUAUGGUGGUGGAUACAUGACCAACUCAUUGGCUUUGGGUUGCGACUGCAAGGGCAGUAUCCACUACAUGGACUUUGAUUUCGUGACCAAAUCCGGCGCAGCUUCCACCAUCAAGAAUGCAGUCUGUAUCCACGAGGAAGACGCCGGUAUCCUCUACAAGCACACCGACUUUCGCGAUGACAGCGUGAUUGUCACACGCGCCCGCAAGCUGAUCGUCAGCCACAUCUUCACAGCUGCGAACUACGAAUACUGCGUGUAUUGGAUCUUCCACCAGGACGGUACAGUGCAGCUGGAAAUCAAGUUAACAGGUAUUCUAAACACUUAUGCUAUGCUACCCAAUGAGGACACCAAGGGAUGGGGCACGCAAGUGUACCCCGGUGUGAAUGCGCAUAACCAUCAGCAUCUGUUCUGCUUGCGCAUCAACCCCAGUAUCGACGGGACCGACAACACCGUCUUCCAAGUGGACGCAGCGCAAGGAGCAGGCGAAGUGGGAUCAGCAGAAAACUUCUACGGCAAUGCGUUCUAUGCCAAGAAGACUAAGUACACCACACCCGAGGGAUCCAAGGCCGACUACGAUGGCAAGAGCAGCAGGUCCUGGGACAUGUGCAACGAAGGGAAGCUCAACAAAUACAGUGGCAAGCCCGUGAGCUACAAGCUCGUGAGUCGCGAAGUCCCUAUGCUGCUGCCAAAGGAAAACAGCUUGGUAUGGAAGCGUGCGGGCUUCGCUCGUCACGCAGUGCAUGUUACAAAGUACGACGAUGCUCAACUACACCCCGCUGGCCGACACGUUCCCCAGACCUCCGGCGAGCCCAGCCAAGGCAUCCCGCAAUGGAUCGCUUCCAACCCAACACAAAACAUUGCCAACACCGACAUCGUGCUCUGGCACACUUUUGGCAUCACGCACUUCCCCUCGCCCGAGGACUUCCCAGUCAUGCCAGCGGAGCCAAUGACGCUUCUGCUGCGGCCCAGGAACUUCUUCUUGAGGAAUCCCGCCCUCGAUGUUCCACCUAGCUUUGCAAGGACACCAAGUGAGGUUGCGGCUGGCAAGCAGGGAUGCUGCAGUAAGGAUAAGGCCAGCGUGCUUGUGUAA
Messenger RNA from Cyphellophora europaea CBS 101466, 2049 nucleotides. RefSeq lists its product as uncharacterized. Bases 1 to 2049 code for a protein of 682 amino acids. NCBI's taxonomy places the organism in Eukaryota, Fungi, Ascomycota, Eurotiomycetes, Chaetothyriales, Cyphellophoraceae. Gene Ontology annotation, molecular function: primary methylamine oxidase activity; copper ion binding; quinone binding. Gene Ontology annotation, biological process: amine metabolic process. The transcript is spliced from 2 exons. The record is from RefSeq and is a predicted model, not a curated record.